AUGGAAAAGGGAAAUGAUACAGUUGUGACAGAGUUUUUUCUGGUGGGGCUUUCUAAUUACCCAGCCCUCCAGAUGCUCCUUUAUGUGCUCUGCCUGUUGAUGUACUUGGUGAUUCUACUGGGAAACAGUGUCCUCAUUAUCAUCAGCAUCCUGGAUCCCUGCCUCCACAACCCAAUGUAUUUUUUUCUUGGAAACCUUUCCUUUCUGGACAUCUGCUAUACAUCCUCCUCUAUCCCCAAAAUGCUGAUAAAUUUUAUGUCUGAGAGAAAAUCCAUCUCCUUCAUUGGAUGUGCCCUUCAGAUGGUUAUUUCUCUUGGGUUGGGUUGCACAGAAUGCAUUCUCCUUUCAGUAAUGGCCUUCGACAGGUAUGUAGCCAUCUGCAAUCCCCUUAGGUAUACCAUCAUCAUGAACAAGGGCCUCUGUGUGCAGAUGGCUGCUUGGACAUGGACUAUAGGGCUUCUGAAUUCUUUCGCACAUACUAUGCUUGCUAUGAUGAUGCCUUUCUGUGGAAACAUAAUUGAUCAUCUUACGUGUGAAAUUCUUGCUCUUCUCAAGCUGAUCUGUGGAGACGUAUCCCUCAAUGUAUUUAUCAUUAUGGUGGGAAGUAUAUUUUUCUUAAUCAUGCCUUUGAUACUCAUUUUCUUCUCUUAUAUCUUCAUUCUCUCCACCAUCCUAAGGAUCAAUUCUAGAGAAGGAAGGAGGAAAGCCUUUUCCACUUGUUCAGCCCACCUGACAGUGGUAAUCUUGUUCUAUGGCUCUGCUCUUUUUAUGUACAUGAAGCCCCAGACCAAGGACACUAAGCUUUUUGAUGAACUCUUUGGAUUAUCUUACUGGGUUAUCACCCCAAUGCUGAACCCCAUUAUCUACAGCCUAAGGAACAAGGAGGUAAAAGAGGGUGUGAAGAAAGUGUUCAUCAGAAAUCUGUACUUAAGGACAAUGUGA
Molecule: messenger RNA, 942 nt
Organism: Antechinus flavipes (yellow-footed antechinus)
Lineage: Eukaryota; Metazoa; Chordata; Mammalia; Dasyuromorphia; Dasyuridae
Product: olfactory receptor 13D1-like
Exons: 1
Coding region: 1-942 (313 amino acids)
Biological process (GO): G protein-coupled receptor signaling pathway
Cellular component (GO): membrane
Molecular function (GO): olfactory receptor activity; G protein-coupled receptor activity
Source: RefSeq, a predicted model, not a curated record